Messenger RNA from Penicillium cinerascens, 2148 nucleotides. Its product is annotated as type I 3-dehydroquinate dehydratase. The coding region runs from base 1 to 2148 and encodes 715 amino acids. Gene Ontology annotation, molecular function: 3-dehydroquinate dehydratase activity. NCBI's taxonomy places the organism in Eukaryota, Fungi, Ascomycota, Eurotiomycetes, Eurotiales, Aspergillaceae. The transcript has a single exon. The record is from RefSeq and is a predicted model, not a curated record.
AUGCCUACUGCCCUGCCGCCCAUGGCGACGCCGCUACUCAGCGAGACCUCCGUCUCCGCGAUGAUGCUCAACCAAGCUCCGCUACCCACCUCCACUCCCCAUACCAAUACCUCCGCCUUGAAUGUCGCCUCCAGUCUCUCGUCUAUACCAACCUCAUCGCCUCAGAGACAUGUCGCCCCUCCCGUCUUACCCCCGACCAAUACUCCGACUGGAACCAUCGUUAUCGUCUUCGGGGCCGGGCAAGAACAUAUAGUGCAUAUGGUCGCAGAAGUACUCGGCAAACCAUGGACCACCGAAACCGCUCUUUCAACUUUGACAAAAGCCAGUGAUGCGGUUGUAGCCGGGGUGCUGGCGCAAGACUUAGAGCCGAGCUUGGAGGGAAUCGACAGGUCGGCUCUGAUCUUGAUCAACACCCAUUGCGUGGAAGACGGGUCUGCACCCGAGGACCGGCUCACCGAAUGCUGUGACUAUGAGUUUUUGUAUUCGCGCAGCCCGUUCUUACGGCGCGACUUGACACGGGUAUUAUCUCUCAUUCUGGGCCAGACAAGACCGCAUGAGGAUCUGCGCACGAAGACGAGGACGAAUUUCAUUUCUACCACUUUUCCCGAUGUCCAUGCUGCCAUGCCGAAUUUGGAUAUCCUGUCCGUUGGCUCAGAUGCGGUUGAGAUUCGCGUGGAUUUGCUGGUUGAUCCUGCGAAGGAUGGAGCGGAAGCUGGUUCGGUGCCUAGUCUGAAGUACGUGGGUCAGCAAUUGAUGCUUCUGAGGCAGCAUACCGAGCUUCCUAUUAUUUUCACCACGAGGUGUACCAAGGAAAAUGGCAAAUUUCCUAUGGAUGACCCGGAAUUGUUCUAUAAAUACUUGCGAAGGGCGAUCCAGUGGGGAGUCGAGUACGUUGAUGUCGAGCUGUGGCUUCCCGAGGAUAUCAGACGGCGCCUGGCUGAAGUUAAAGGCCACAGCAUCAUCAUGUCGGCCUUUCACGAUUUUUCAGGGACGUGGAAAUGGACGUCCCCGGAAGCACAGCGUAUUUUUGACGAAAGCGCCAAGUACGCGGAUAUCGUGAAGAUGAUCGCUAUGGUUUCGACUAUGGAGGAAAACUAUGAGCUGGAGUACUUCCGCUCGACGAUCAAGAGUCGCGGCCCUGGACCAUUGCUCUCGGCAGUGAACAUGGGCCAAAUGGGCCAGCUCUCGCGUGCGCUCAACACCGUCUUCUCUCCCAUCACCCAUCCUCUCCUGCCCAUGAUUGCGGCUCCGGGCCAAUUGACUGCCGCGGAGAUUAACGAAGCAUUGCAUAUCAUGGGCCAACUCCCCAAGCGCGAUUUGCACGCGAUCGGCUCGUUUAGAUCGACGCCUCAUUCCAUGUUCAUGGGGAAAUGUCUCAAUGAGCUAGGCCUGCAACAUAACUUCACCUCCAUCGACCGCGGGCCGACGGGGUCUAUGGAGUCUGUGCUGAAGCAACCUCAAUUUGGUGGUGCUUCAGUCAACCCUCCAAUCUCCAGUUCAACUGCAUACAUCCCCGCCAUUAGCGAUGCGGCGCGCGCCAUCGGCCUCGUAGACACCAUCGCUAUGGCCGCUCCCGGAGACGGCAGGAACGGCGCCCGCUUCAUCGGAGAGAAUGCCGCAUGGAAGGGUAUCCGGGCGACUCUGACUAGAGAGUAUGUCCCAUCUGCAUACCGUGGCCGGGCAGCGAUCAUCUUGGCUGGAUCAGAGACCGACGCAUCUGCUGCGAUCUUCGCACUCCGCAGCCUCGAUGUCGGCGCUAUCUACACAGUCGGUUUCAAAGCGAGUGGCCCCCUCGCAGCAGGCUUGGAGCCAUUCACGUCAAUUCAAUCCGUCAAGCUUGUCGAGCAGCCUUUCGUGAUCGUCUCGGCUCUACCUCCCGAGAAAUCACUACUCGUGCAGCCUCUCCUCCGCCACUACCGCGCCAAUGGCCGCUCGUCACCCCCCUCAACACGAGGCAAAGUAUACCUGGAUCUAACCAGCGGUCCUCGCAAAGGCGACCCGCUAGGUGUAGCAACCAGCGCCGGAUGGACAGCGUACGGCUCCGAGGACGUCAGCGCCUGGACGACAGUUGAAACGCUCCGGCUACUAGUCGGGCAGAACGUGCCGUUUGAUUUUGUGCGCAUGGCAUCCGGGCGCCUUCUAUUCUAG